CGUCGCCAAGUGACGGAGAUGGCUCUCCCCUCCAGUGACCGACAGAGAAAGUGCUGCCGGAAAUGAGCAGGGCACCAUUCAGGCUCGGUCACCGUCGUCUGGCAUCAGCGGCUCAGGUCAUGAGAAGUUUGCCCGGCGCCGGCUGAGGAGGCUGAGCUCACGCUGCGGACCAUCCAUCCCUCCGCCGAGUUCCGCGGACGCGCAGGGUCGCAUGCAUCACUGCGUUACGUGGUAGUCGACUUCACCGCAGACAAAGCAGCACUUCUGGACGAUGGAAGCGGGAUCGGAGCAAAGUCACGCGCAGGAGAACGGACGAGGCCAGGCGGCCGCCAGAGGAGCCAGUCCGGCGCCGUGCUCCACGCUGAAAAUGUUUCUGGUGGCUUUGUCCUUCGCCUACUUUGCCAAGGCUCUGUCAGGAAGUUACAUGAAGAGCACAAUAACUCAGCUGGAGAGACGCUUCGACAUCCCCAGUUACCUCAUCGGCGUCAUUGACGGAAGCUUUGAGAUCGGCAACUUGCUGGUGAUAGCGUUUGUCAGCUAUUUUGGUGCAAAACUCCACCGACCAAAGAUCAUCGCAGUCGGCUGCGUGCUGAUGUCCAUCGGCACCUUCAUCAUUGCUUUGCCUCACUUUGUCAUCGGACGUUACGAAUAUGAAACAUCAACCCCGUGGGCUGCUAACUCGACCCUCAGCACCUCUCCAUGUCAAGUGGGUUCGACAGCAGGCCCGACGCAAAGCCAACCAGCGCCUCAAGUGCCAUCAAGAGGCUGUGAGGGGGACUCCCACCUCUCCCUGUGGCUCUACGUCCUACUGGGGAACGUCCUGCGUGGAAUCGGGGAGACCCCGGUCCAGCCUCUCGGGAUCUCUUACAUCGACGAUUUCGCAAGUGAAGAAAACGCGGCUCUUUAUGUCGGCUGCGUGCAGACCAUUUCAGUCAUCGGCCCGGUGUUCGGCUACCUGCUGGGCUCCCUCUGUGCCAAGAUCUAUGUGGACAUUGGCUUUGUGAAAAUGGAGAGCGUCACCAUCACUCCGGCGGACUCCCGCUGGGUGGGCGCCUGGUGGCUGGGCUACCUCAUCGCCGGGGUCAUCACCUUGCUGGCUGCUGUCCCUUUUUGGUUCCUGCCUCGCUCCAUACCGAACGACUCCGCAGGGAGCACGGAAACCGGAGGGCAGAAGGGUUUCUCGAAGGAAGCUUCUCAGGUGAAGCACAAGUAUUCGGAGGAGGAGCACACCAGCUUCAUAGAGAUGGCCAAAGACUUCAUUCCCACGCUGAGGAGCCUGCUGGGACACCCGGUGUACCUCAUCUACCUGUGCGUGACCAUCAUCCAGCUGAAUUCUCUCAUCGGGAUGGUGACCUACAAGCCCAAGUACAUCGAGCAGCACUUCAGGCAGUCGGCUUCAAAGGCCAACUUCCUGAUGGGUGUGAUCAACAUCCCGGCCGUGGCUUUGGGGAUGUUUUCGGGGGGUCUGCUGAUGAAGCGGCUGAAGCUGAACAUCAUGGCCGCAGCCAGGUUCGCCUUCGGGACGUCCCUGAUCGGCUACAUCCUCUCGCUGGUCUUCUUCGCCUUGAGCUGCGAGAACGCAAAGGUGGCCGGGGUCACGCUUUCGUAUGACAGGAUUGAGGAGAUCUCCUACGACAAACAUUCGCUGUUCAGCGCCUGCAACACGGGCUGCUCCUGCUCCUCCAACAACUGGGACCCUGUGUGCGGAGAGAACGGGGUCAUGUACGUUUCCCCCUGCCUGGCUGGCUGCACCUCCUCCACGGGAUCAGGGAAGAGCACGGUCUUCUGGAACUGCAGCUGUGUGGGAGUGAGGGGCAACUUCAGCGCCAGAGCUGGUCAGUGCAAUGACAAGGACGACUGCGACAGGGUGUUUCCCUACUUCCUGGCUCUCUCCGUCAUCACCUCCUUCAUCAUCUCUCUGGGAGGAACACCAGGCUACAUGCUCCUCAUCAGAUGCAUCAAACCACAGCUCAAGUCUUUUGCUCUGGGAUUCCACGCCCUGGCGACUCGGACCCUCGCGGGGAUUCCAGCACCCAUCUAUUUCGGAGCCCUCAUUGACACCACGUGUCUGAAAUGGGGCCAGAAGAGGUGCGGGGGCUUGGGAGCGUGCCGGAUCUACAACACCACGGCGUACAGGAUAGCCUACCUGGGCCUGACGCUCAGCCUCCGCACCAUCUCCUUCAUCAUCUGCAUCCCAGGAUUCAUCCUGCUGAGCCGACAGCUGAAGAAGGAGGAGAGAAGCACCCGACACGGAGCGCUGGCUAACGGAGGGGCAGAGCUCGAAGCCCUCCGAAAGGAAGAAUUCGUCAUCUCAAAUUUCGACCCUCUACAGACGUCGGACAAAGACAGAGAGACGAGACUGUGAACAAAUGAACACACACACGUGCGCGCAGAUUUGCAGGGAAUCAGAUUUGUGUCUGAUGAUCUCACGCUGAAGAAAACUUUCUAUAUUUUUACUGCUCCACCUGUGGAGGCUUUGACAUGAAUUUGAUAGAGUACACGCCGUUAUUUUUACACUCUGAGAGAAGUAUUUUUAAACUGCUCGUGUAAACUUUGUACAGACUGCUGCGGAAACAGCCUCACUCAAAACACCAGCACAUAUUUAGCUGCCUUGUUUUUUUUCCUCUUCUCUCGUCGCUUUAUCUGUUUCGUUUUUGGCAUCGCUGACGCUGAACUUAUAAAAAAAAAGAAAAGUGUCCUUACACAUUAAGCCUGAUGGACUGCAGCGAUUCAGGCUGUGAUGUUUAUGCAGCGGUGGCAAAAACACUCGUUUAAGUCAAGUCUUUAAAUAUUUAAAUGAAAUGUUGAAUAUAUAUUUAUUCAUUCAUCCGUGGCUUCUCACUGUACUGACAAAAAUAGGGUGCAUCUGAGGUUAAAUACACUUCUAUGGUCCGUCAUGAAUAGAACUCAGCGAGUGCAGACCUCCGCUGAGCUGCUCAUAUUGUGAUUCUCAUGCAAUAUUAUUGCCCAACAUCGAGCGAUAUGAUUGGAUACGCAGUGACAUAUCAUCAUGAAUAGAGAAAAUCCAGUUGGACAGCAGAGGGCAGUUGUGGUGUGGAACUCAGUCAUCUCACUCACUCGCACAGUGCAAACCAGGCCCGUCAGUCAAGUGCGACUAGAUUAACACGGCCAUCCAAAACACUCGAGACGGUUCAUGACACAGUGUCCUCAUGUUCAGGGCCCACUAGAUGGCGCUCUCUGCUCUGAAGUCUUUGGAUUAGAGAAACAAUUUCACUAAGUUUAUCAUCAAGCGCCACCUACCCUGCUCUGAAUAAGACAACACUGUUUCAUGAAGCCUCGCGGACGUAGCCCACUCACAGCUGAAAAUUUAAAGUCACCAAAGGCCUCCUUGUAUGGUUGGACCAGACAGAAGCGGGUGGAGCACAAACAACCUUGACCUCUUGCUGUGAGGCUGCAGAUGGACCACACGUCACCGGUUGCUUCUCUUGCGAAGUUUCUGGCAAUAGUUUUAGCUCUCACAACCGUCGUCUCCAAAGCACAAUACAUGCCUUUGACUUACAUCUGAAUGUUCACGGACAUGAGCAGGUUCAACCGUAUCACUGAAGCUUUUACCGGGGGGCAAUGAAGGGGCGGCGCUUCAAUACGGCGCUCGUGUGACGCGGCCUUCGAGCCUGGCGUUCGCGCCUUCUGAAUUAAAGUGUGCCUUAAAUGAGGCCUUACUUGGGAGUGAAUCCUGCAGAGCAAGGUGAGUGGAGCCACUGAACUGUGCUCAUCUGAAGUCAUCUAUAGUUGAACUGCUUGGACGCAGCAUUUGUCCCCGUGUGUCACUCCGUCCUUUCAUGAACGCAUCAAAGUGACAUUGCAUAUUUGAAUGGCUAUGUGACAAAUGUUUUUAUCUUGUUUUUGAAGUUUUGCUUGGCCCAUUCUGUUUUUGGGACUUAAAAAAAAAGCACUGGAGGUCUGCAGAACUGUCAAUGUUUCUCUCAAUGUGAGGGAUUUUCUUGCAUUUGAUGAAUCUGAAUGUAAAUUUUCAUUUUGGUUAAAUUUCCUAAGUGUACUAGAUAAAAAGCAAAUAAAACAUUGAACAUUCAACUUAGUUUUUGACUACAUUUUUACUAAAUAUGUAUAAUAAAUAAAAAAACAAGACAUGUCUGGAAAAUUCCACAUUUUAAUAUAAAAAUAAACACAAUAAACCCAAAAUUACUACAUUUGUACUGAAAGUUAUUUGGUUUCCAUUGGACAUUGUUUGUUGUAUAAAACACAUAUUGCUAAUAAAACGUCCAGCUUCCUGCCUUCAUGUUUGG
This is a messenger RNA of Synchiropus splendidus (mandarinfish), 4265 nucleotides long. Its product is annotated as solute carrier organic anion transporter family member 1C1-like. Gene Ontology annotation, biological process: transmembrane transport; sodium-independent organic anion transport. NCBI's taxonomy places the organism in Eukaryota, Metazoa, Chordata, Actinopteri, Syngnathiformes, Callionymidae. Gene Ontology annotation, cellular component: membrane. Gene Ontology annotation, molecular function: protein binding. The transcript has 15 exons. Bases 272 to 2365 code for a protein of 697 amino acids. The record is from RefSeq and is a predicted model, not a curated record.